Synchiropus splendidus (mandarinfish) is the source of this 1827-nucleotide messenger RNA. It is a transcript of the gene tuft1a, whose product is annotated as tuftelin 1a. Gene Ontology annotation, biological process: intracellular signal transduction. Gene Ontology annotation, cellular component: intracellular anatomical structure. The record is from RefSeq and is a predicted model, not a curated record. The coding region runs from base 105 to 1235 and encodes 376 amino acids. The transcript is spliced from 12 exons. NCBI's taxonomy places the organism in Eukaryota, Metazoa, Chordata, Actinopteri, Syngnathiformes, Callionymidae.
ACUCACAGUGCUGGAGCGGGGUCGGACUCUCAACUCAGACACCGGCUACUGUGGACCUGGUUUGUUUGUGGAGCUGCUGUUGCCUGUGAACUUGGAGAAGCAAGAUGAGUGCUGUGACAAGGAGCUUGUGCACAAUUGAGGACAUCAGGAACCAAGACAAUGCGGACCGGUACAGGAGACUCCGACUCACUCUGCACAACCAGAACCAGACCGAGCAGCAGAACCGGGACAAGCCAAUCGGACGUGCGUUCGCUCUGGUGCAGCCGCCCAGCGACAAAACAUUUGUCACCCCUGAACCAGUCAAGUGCCCGCAGGAGCAAGUGGAGGUUAUCAAGGUGUAUCUGGACGCUCGUGCUCAAGAGACUCACAAACAGCAACAGAGUCUGAAGAUGUUGUCGGAUGAAGUUUCCCAGAUUCAAGAGGUGAGGUACUGCCUGAAGACGCUGAGGGAGCAGAUGGCGGCCAAAACUAAGAUGCAGACGAAUGGAUGGAAGGUUCCGUUCAAGAAGUCAUCAAAAAGUGGAGCUAAAGUUGAGGGACAAGAGGCCGAGGAAGAAGCGGAGAGAAACAAGCUGCGGGAAGUGAGCAAGCGCCUCUACGCACAGCUCCAGGAGGCAGAGAAGAAGCACCAGGAGGAGAGAGAAAGGCUGCAGGCUGAAGGUGUCAGACUGAAGGAACGUCUGAGCGACCAGGAGGAGCAGCUGAAGAGUGCAGAAGAAGCGUGCAGCAGGAAAGAUGAGCGCAUCGAAGACCUGCAAAGGUUGCUGGGCGGGAUGGAGAAGGAGAGCGCCACCCUGAGAGAAACCAUCCGCAGCCGUGAAGCGGAGCUGAAAGAGCUGCGCCAGAUCAGAGAGGAGGGCAAGCAGCGAGAUGAAAGAGCUGAGCAGCUGGAGAAGGAGGUGGCCAUCCUGAAAGAAAAGAUCCACCAUCUGGACGACAUGCUGAAGAGCCAGCAGAGGAAAGUCCGACACAUGAUCGAGCAGCUCCAGAACUCUCGCAUGGUGAUCCAGGAGCGGGACCGUGUCAUUCAAGAGCUGCAGGAGAAAGUGGCUUUCCUGGAGGCUGAGAAUCGUGAAAUGCAUGACCAGAUGGAUUACUUCCUGGGUGGACAAAAGUCCAACUCCUACCUGUCUUCAGAGCGGAACCCCCAGAUUGUCUACAGCAAACCCAUCAAACCCUCCACCUCCUCCAGCAAGCCCCUCCCCUUCAUCAAAGUCAUCGAGAUUAAGUCAUGAGGCAGCAGUGAAGGAAACACAGAACCAUCAAAGCCUCUGACUGUAGACGGAACCAAAGUUUGAGGAAAUCCAAGUUAAUAAUGACGACAUGAAGGAAAGACUUGUGGUUCAUUUAGGACGUUUCCACCAGCUGUCUCUGUAGGUAAACUAAAGCUGAUGCCUUCUGUUAACAUGAGUGCCGUGUUUUGAGCGUUGCAUAAGAAUACUUGGUUAAGAUAACAGCAUGAUGCCAGAAUAAAUGGAUUUGAAGUAUAAAUUAUUAACCACCUCAUAACCGAGCUCCACUCAACCAUACUGACCAUGACUUGGUAGCUUAUGAUAUGAAUUUAUACAAAUCGGGCACUUAAACUGUGACUUUUACUGAACAGCUGAUGCUAUUGUACAUAGGUUUUAUUGUUUUUAAUACUUCCUGUGAUGCAUUUCAGUUCCAUGUUUUGUACAUAUUUUCUUUCCAAAGCAAACUGACAAACUUUUAUUUCUAAACUUUUCUUUGUAUUUAUUUAUGACUCAAAACCUCCUGACAGGGUGUGGUUUUGUAUAAAGUAUGUUUUGGUUAUGAUAUUUGUCUGUGGUUUUAAAGAAUAAACUUUUU